AUGGUGUUUGUGAAGUCUGUUGAUGCAUCAGAUUUAGUCAAAGAUGCCAAAACUCUAUUUACUCUAUUCUGUGAAGUCAUUGAGUGGGUUGGUCCUAAGAACAUUGUCCAUGUAGUGACUGACAAUGCAGCCAAUUAUGUAGCAUGUGGUAGGCUGAUUAAGGAAAGUAUAAAAUAUUUAUUGUCGCCUUGUGCUGCUCAUUGUUUGAAUCUUGUAUUGAAAGACUUUUCCAGCAUGCCUCAUGUGUCAGACCUUGCUUCAAAAGCCUCAAAGAUAACAAUUUUUGCAUACAACCAUAUGGUUUUCCUAUCAUGGUUGAGGAAAAGAUCGAGUUGGAAAGAAAUUGUACGUCCUGGUGCCACAAGAUUUGCUACUACAUUUAUUACGUUGCAUAGUAUAUAUAUGCACAAAAAUGACUUGCAAGCUCUAGUUGUUGAUAAGCAUUUUGUGGAUCACAAAUUAUCCAGGACUGAGGCAGGAAAAAUUUUUAGUGCCCUCAUAUUAGAUAAUCGGUUUUGGAAUGAUUGUUAUCAAGUUGUGAAGAUUGUGUCGCCUCUCAUAAAGUUGUUGAGAAUUGUGGAUUCAGAUGAGAAGCCUUCAUUGCCUUAUGUUUAUGAAGGCAUGCGAAGGGCAAAAGUGGCGAUUAAAGAGAUGUUUAAAAGGAACAAGGAGUUGUAUAAGCCCUACACAAGCAUCAUUCAAGCUCGAUGGGACAGGCAUUUGAAGACUAAUCUUCAUGCAACAUCAUAUUUGUUGAAUUCUACAAUCAUAUAUGAUCCAGACUGUCCUAGUAAGUCAAAGUUAAUGAUGGCGUUGAUUGAUGUGGAGUCUUACUCAGAUGAAGAUGUUGAUGGUUUUCUGUGGACAUAUUAUGGUUGUUCAGUUCCAGAAUUGCAGCGUGUUGCAAUGCGUAUUCUUAGUCAAACUUCUGCUUCUUCUGGUUGUGAGAGGAAUUGGAGUUUGUUUGAAAGAAUUCAUACAAAAAGAAGAAACAGAUUGGAACAUAAGAGGUUGAAUGAUUUGGUGUUCACAAACUACAAUCUGCGGUUGAAGCAUAAGAGUACAUUGAAGAAGAAGAAAAGUUAUGAUCCAAUUGACUAUGAAAAUAUUGACAUGGUGGACUUUUGGGUGGCUGAAGAAGAUCCCACUCCAGAGUUUGAUGAUAGAGAUGUGGCUACACUUGAAAGUGUCAUUAACAAUGAAAGCAUUGCAAAUUCAACAACUCUUGAGAGGGAUAACGAAGAUUUAUAUAUAUAA
Neltuma alba is the source of this 1257-nucleotide messenger RNA. RefSeq lists its product as uncharacterized. The coding region runs from base 1 to 1257 and encodes 418 amino acids. Gene Ontology annotation, molecular function: protein dimerization activity. The record is from RefSeq and is a predicted model, not a curated record. NCBI's taxonomy places the organism in Eukaryota, Viridiplantae, Streptophyta, Magnoliopsida, Fabales, Fabaceae. The transcript is spliced from 3 exons.